AGUCAUCUAAAAAAGAUUGUUCCCACUCACUUUAAACUUUUUCUCAAAUUCUCUCGAGUACACAGACAGGAGUCUCACCCAUUUCCAACUCUCUCCAACGUUUCAAAGAGACAAAAAAGAACACAAAAUUAACCUCUAAAGUUGCUUCAUUUUCAAGAAAAAAAUCAAACCGAACCAAAAGAAUUUGCAGUAAAUAAUGGCAGGAUACAGAGCUGAAGAUGACUAUGAUUACCUAUUCAAAGUGGUACUGAUCGGUGAUUCGGGUGUAGGCAAGUCUAAUCUGCUCUCAAGAUUCACUCGUAAUGAGUUUAGUUUGGAGUCUAAGUCCACUAUUGGAGUUGAGUUCGCUACUCGUAGCUUAAACGUUGAUGGCAAGGUUAUCAAAGCUCAGAUUUGGGAUACUGCUGGUCAAGAAAGGUACCGUGCCAUUACUAGUGCGUAUUACCGAGGAGCCGUGGGUGCACUGCUUGUCUAUGAUGUUACCCGCCACUCAACAUUUGAAAAUGUUGAAAGGUGGCUAAGGGAAUUGAGGGACCACACAGAUCCCAACAUUGUGGUAAUGCUCAUUGGUAACAAAUCCGAUCUUCGCCACCUUGUGGCUGUCUCAACCGAGGAUGGCAAAUCUUUUGCCGAGAGGGAAUCCCUCUACUUCAUGGAAACCUCUGCUCUGGAAGCUACCAAUGUCGACAAUGCAUUUGCCGAAGUGCUUACUCAGAUCUAUCGAAUUGUGAGCAAGAAAGCUAUGGAAACCGGUGACGAAUCUGCCGCUUCAGUAGUUCCGCCGAAGGGAGAGAAAAUUGAUGUUAGUAAAGACGUUUCUGCUAUGAAGAGAGUAGGAUGCUGCUCUAGCUAGGAGUUUAGUUAGGAUCUUCGCGGGGAUGGAGCUGGUUUGCUUUGCUGCAUCGAUCUCUGUGUACACCAUUAUUGUGUAAAAUUUUCUCGAAAAAUGGCGGCGGUAGGAUAGAUGGGGAUUGAUUUUUGAUUUUGAUUUUUAAACUUGUUUCUCUCGGUUGCUGUUUUAGCUGACGGAGAACUUGAUUAGGAACAAAGUAUUACUCUAUUCUGUUGCUUUGAAAAUGAUCAAGUUAUCUUCUCUUA
Mercurialis annua (annual mercury) is the source of this 1098-nucleotide messenger RNA. RefSeq names its product ras-related protein RABA1d. Gene Ontology annotation, molecular function: GTPase activity; GTP binding. Gene Ontology annotation, cellular component: endosome. The record is from RefSeq and is a predicted model, not a curated record. The coding region runs from base 197 to 853 and encodes 218 amino acids. Lineage: Eukaryota; Viridiplantae; Streptophyta; Magnoliopsida; Malpighiales; Euphorbiaceae. The transcript has 2 exons.